Messenger RNA from Bacidia gigantensis, 1341 nucleotides. RefSeq lists its product as uncharacterized. Lineage: Eukaryota; Fungi; Ascomycota; Lecanoromycetes; Lecanorales; Ramalinaceae. The record is from RefSeq and is a predicted model, not a curated record. Gene Ontology annotation, molecular function: protein serine/threonine kinase activity; ATP binding. Bases 1 to 1341 code for a protein of 446 amino acids. The transcript is spliced from 5 exons. Gene Ontology annotation, cellular component: nucleus. Gene Ontology annotation, biological process: protein phosphorylation; mitotic DNA damage checkpoint signaling.
AUGGCUCAAGUGACCGUGGCCGUAAACCAGGAGGAUCCUUUCCAAACGCCCUGUUGUCCACUAGGGCCCGUAGAUGAAGGGGAGUCGCAAGACCAGCAAAAUGAUGCUGAGGACUCUGAGGUAUCUGACGGGAGUGAAGAUGUUUCGACAAGGCGACAGCAGAUCGCUCAGGUCGUCAGGGAGGAUAUGGCAAAACUUGAUCGGAUAUUCAGAGAAAAGGGUAUGAAGUACCGAAUGAUAGAUCGCAUUGGGGAGGGGACUUUUUCCACCGUUUAUCAAGCUGAGGACUUGAUGUAUGAUCGCUUUAAGAACGACUGGGACGUACAACCUAAGGAGUCUUCUAAGUGGGCAUCGCCGCAAAAACCCAAACGGCGUUUCGUCGCUAUCAAAAAAAUCUAUGUCACAAGCAGUCCCAUAAGGAUUUUCAACGAAUUAGAACUGCUGCACAAUCUUCGAGGAAGCGCUUCAGUCUGCCCUUUGAUAACCGCGUUUCGGUAUCAGGACCAAGUUGUUGCUGUUCUGCCACAUUUCCGGCAUCAAGAUUUCCGCUUGUAUUACCGUCAAAUGAAGGUUGAAGAUAUAAAGAUCUACUUCAGAUCUUUAUUCGAGGCGUUAGCGUUUAUCCACAAAUCUAAGAUCAUCCAUCGAGAUAUCAAACCAACAAAUUUUCUAUAUGAUAUUGAAACAGAACAAGGAGUAUUAGUGGACUUCGGGCUGGCAGAGCGAGAAGGAAGCGACUCUAACCACUGUCUAUGUCAAGAUCAGUCGAGUACACGGAAAGCAAAAAUUCAAUCAAGUCGAGCGUUCACCCAUGCACAGCCGAACGGCUACCCCAAGGACGACCAGAGGCCACCAAGAAGAGCAAACCGUGCGGGGACUAGGGGAUUCCGGGCACCAGAAGUCUUAUUCAAAUGUACGGCGCAAACUACGAAGAUCGACAUUUGGUCUGCGGGCGUAAUACUUCUCACUAUUUUGGCCAGGCGCUUCCCAUUCUUCAAUUCUGCAGAUGACGUUGACGCAAUGAUUGAAAUGUCCACAAUCUUUGGACGCCAGCGAAUGAAGCAGUGCGCGCUGUUACAUGGCUCGAUGUACGAGUGUACCCUUCCAAGCGUGGGCGAGAAAGGCCACUCGCUCCCACAGGUCGUGCAGUGGUCAACGUCAGUCUACCGAGUAGAUGACGAUCGAGCUCUGGAACCGGAUGUCAGAGAGACAGUGAGAUUCUUGGAGCUACUGUUGGAAUUAGAUCCCCGGAGGAGAUUGUCCGCGAGAGCAGCGCUGUCACAUGAAUUCUUGAUGGAAGAUACCUAUGAAACAGAAGCUGACGAGAUGGAUGUUUUGUGA